This is a messenger RNA of Parasteatoda tepidariorum (common house spider), 1150 nucleotides long. RefSeq names its product techylectin-like protein. NCBI's taxonomy places the organism in Eukaryota, Metazoa, Arthropoda, Arachnida, Araneae, Theridiidae. The record is from RefSeq and is a predicted model, not a curated record.
GUAGUUGAAAAACUAAGCUGUGUGUCUCGUUCUUAUCAUGUCGGAAAACCCUUUAUAGCUUUGAAGAUUACACCAUAGUUAUAAUUUAAUUUUUAUAAGUUUAAACCACAUCCUGUUUCUUUUUCUUGGGAAAUUCCGAAACUAACAUGCGUUUAAAAGUCCAACAAGAGAAAUAAUUUGCAACAGUCGAUUCCGACAGCUCAAAAAUAAUGAUUCUGCAUCUGUUAAUUUUAUUGGUCAGCGUUUUGGUUACUUGUAGCGGAAAGAACUCGACAGUGCAAUGUGACAGAAACACCAAAGCUCUUUCGUAUUUGGAUCUUGCAGUCGAUAUGAUUGGAAAAGCGAAAGAAAACUACCCAGAUUGUCAGGAUGCCAAGUCCAAUUUAUCCUUAAAGCCAAUCGAUUGUGAAGAAUGGUUGUUAAUAGGUUAUAAUAAGAGUGGGUCUUAUAAAAUUUGGCCCAGAAGUCGAGUAUUGAAUGCGAAAUCAAUAGAUGUUUAUUGUGAUAUGGAAAUUGACGGUGGCGGCUGGACAGUAAUUCAAAGGCGUGGGAAUUUCCAGAGACCUAAAGAUUACUUUUAUCAAGACUGGUCAAGUUACAAAGCAGGAUUUGGUCACAUAGAAAAAGAUUUCUGGUUAGGUAAUGACAAAAUAUUUGCUUUAACCAAUCAAAAACUCUCUUCAGUACGUUUCGAUCUAAAAGACGUGGAAGGAGCUAAGAAAUACGCUCUGUAUGACAUAUUUUGGAUUGAUGAUGAGAUUCAGAAGUAUACGUUACACAUACAAGACUACAGUGGUGACGCUGGGGAUUCAAUGUCAGGACACACUAAUAUGAAAUUUUCCACUAAAGAUGCAGACAAUGAUAUUCAAACAGAACAACACUGUUCCCAAAUUUACAAGGGCGGAUGGUGGUAUAGUGCUUGCCACACAGCGAAUUUGAACGGACUCUAUCUCCGAGGAAAACACGACAGUUUUGCUGAUGGUGUGAAUUGGAAAAGUUGGAAGGAUUACCACGAAUCCUUAGACACAACUGAAAUUAAAAUAAGGUCAAAGAACUUCAAGCAAAAACCUGCUGUUACACCUGAAUUCACUGAAACUCCAAGAUCAUGAUGAUUAAAAAAGAAAAAAAUAUUUAAAUGUCAAAAACUUUG